AUGUCCCUUACAUUGGGGGUCAGUGGGAAGAAUGUCCCUUACAUUGGAGGUCAGUGGGAAGAAUGUCCCUCACAUUGGUGGUCAGUGGGAAGAAUGUCCCUUACAUUGGGGGUCAGUGGGAAGAAUGUCCCUACAUUGGAGGUCAGUGGGAAGAAUGUCCCUUACAUUGGUGAUCAGUGGGAAGAAUGUCCCUUACAUUGGGGGUCAGUGGGAAGAAAUGUCCCUUACAUUGGGGGUCAGUGGGAAGAAUGUCCCUUACAUUGGGGGUCGGUGGGAAGAAUGUCCCUUACAUUGGGGGUCGGUGGGAAGAAUGUCCCUUACAUUGGAGGUCAGUGGGAAGAAUGUCCCUUACAUUGGUGAUCAGUGGGAAGAAUGUCCCUUACAUUGGGGAUCAGUGGGAAGAAUGUCCCUUACAUUGGGGUCAGUGGGAAGAAUGUCCCUUACAUUGGUGAUCAGUGGGAAGAAUGUCCCUUACAUUGGUGAUCAGUGGGAAGAAUGUCCCUUACAUUGGGGGUCAGUGGGAAGAAUGUCCCUUACAUUGGGGGUCAGUGGGAAGAAUGUCCCUUACAUUGGGGGUCAGAGGGAAGACUGUCCCUUACAUUGGGGGGUCAGUGGGAAGAAUGUCCUUACAUUGGGGGUCAGUGGGAAGAAUUCCUCUUACAUUGGGGGUCAGUGGGAAGAAUGUCCCUUACAUUGG
Staurois parvus is the source of this 697-nucleotide messenger RNA. The record is from the annotation of a GenBank genome assembly. Lineage: Eukaryota; Metazoa; Chordata; Amphibia; Anura; Ranidae.